This is a messenger RNA of Didymodactylos carnosus, 423 nucleotides long. Lineage: Eukaryota; Metazoa; Rotifera; Eurotatoria; Philodinida; Philodinidae. The record is from the annotation of a GenBank genome assembly.
AUGCUCGGUUUAUCGGUCGACACGCUUAAGGAACUGGGUGUAAACAAAAUACUACAGCCGAUGCUACAUUUUGUUUUAAAUCAACAGGCUGAUCCAAAUAUUGAAAACCAUAAAACAGGCAUCGAAAAUAUGAUAGCGGACAUCAAGGGUAACGACAUUGAUAUCAGCUUGGAUAAAUUUCAUGCACUACCAAAUGCAUACAGAGUUGAACAUAUUUUAAACGACACUAAACUCCCAUCAGUUAAGCUGACACAGCCGAAAUUUAUCGAAGAAACUCAAAAACUUUGUAAAGUUAUUAUAAAUUCGGCCACGUUAGGUUUUAAACGAAGCUCCGAAGGAAUGCUGUCUUCUUCAUUAUCAACAGCGACAUCAUCAUCUGCAGAAACAUCAAGAACAACACCUUACACCGAUCCGCCGAACUAA